Carlito syrichta (Philippine tarsier) is the source of this 864-nucleotide messenger RNA. It is a transcript of the gene ASGR2, whose product is annotated as asialoglycoprotein receptor 2. Bases 1 to 864 code for a protein of 287 amino acids. Gene Ontology annotation, cellular component: external side of plasma membrane. The record is from RefSeq and is a predicted model, not a curated record. Gene Ontology annotation, biological process: biological process involved in interspecies interaction between organisms. Gene Ontology annotation, molecular function: fucose binding; D-mannose binding. NCBI's taxonomy places the organism in Eukaryota, Metazoa, Chordata, Mammalia, Primates, Tarsiidae. The transcript has 8 exons.
AUGGCGAGGAACUUUCAAGACAUCCAGCAGUUGGACUCAGAAGAAAAUGACCAUCAGCUUGGUAGAGGGGAGGGGCCAGCCCAGCCCCUUGCACAGUGUUUCUGCUCCAGCCUCCACCUCAAUCUGCUCGCCCUGGGCUUCAACAUCUUGCUGCUGGUGGUCAUCUGUGUGAUUGGGUUCCGAAGUACGCAGCUGCAGGCAGAACUGCGGACCCUGAAGGAGACUUUCAGCAACUUCUCCUCGAGCACCCUGAUGGAGAUCCAGACUCUUGGCAGCCAUGGAGGGAGCGUAGGUAACACAAUCUCGUCUCUGCGAGUCAAGCUGGAGAAACAGCAGCAGGCCCUGAAAGCAGAUCAUUUCGCCUUGCUCCUUCACCUGAAGCACUUCCCGUUGGACCUGCGCAUCCUGGCCUGCCAUAUGACGUUACUCCAUGGCAACGGUUCUGAAAACACCUGCUGCCCUGUCAACUGGGUGGAGUACCAGGGCAGCUGCUACUGGUUCUCUCGCUCUGGGAAGACAUGGUUUGGUGCUAAAGAGUACUGCCAGCUGGAGAAUGCCCACCUGGUGGUCAUCAACUCCCGGGAGGAGCAGAAAUUUGUUGCACAUCACACGAGCCCUUUUGGUACCUGGAUAGGUCUCACUGACAGUGAUGGGUCCUGGAAAUGGGUGGAUGGUACAGAUUAUAGUUCCAACUACAAGAACUGGGCUGCCACUCAGCCGGAUGACUGGCAGGGGCACGAGCUGGGUGGAAGUGAAGACUGUGCAGAGGUCCGGCCAGAUGGCCGCUGGAACGACGAUUUCUGCCUGCAGGUGUACCGCUGGGUGUGCGAGAAGAGGCGGAAUGUCACCAUCGAGGCACCCUGA